GGGGAGGUACAGCAGAAAUCGUCUGACACUGAAACACUAAAAAAAGGUCUCUGAGGCCUUGCAAAGGAGUCUUGUUUCAUGCAGGGAGAAUUACUUUGACUUUGUGUUCAUCCUAUUAAAUCAGGAACUGCCCAAGAAGUAGAGGAAUAGAUCUUAGUCAUCUGGAUUUAAGAAGAACAAUGUCUCUUCCCCGACAGCUGCGAGAAAAGAGUGAUUUUGACCAGCUUCCAGAUGAUGUACCUGUUUCAGCUAAUAUUGCAGAUAUUGAAGAGAAGAAAGGCUUUACUAAUUACUAUAUGUUUGUCAUUGAAGUAAAGCUUAAAGGUGGUGGCAGAUACCUGAUUUUCCGGCGCUAUCGUGAGUUCUAUGCCCUGCACACCAAACUAGAGGAGAGAUAUGGGCCAGAGAGCAAUAACAGCCCAUUUACCUGCACACUCCCUGUACUGCCAGGAAAAGUUUUUGUUGGUGCCAAAAAGGAAAUUGCUGAGAACAGGAUUCCUAUCCUAAAUGUCUACAUGAAGAACCUGCUCUGCCUCCCUGCUUGGGUGUUGAUGGAUGAGGACGUUCGGCUGUUCUUCUACCACUCAACCUUUGAUGGUGAGCAGGUGCCUCACAGACUGAGACGGCUUCGCCCACGGACACGCCGAGUUAAGAGCAUUUCAGAUCAAGUGCCUGUUUUUGACCGCACCGCAGCUCCCCGGGCUGAGGCACUGUUUGAUUUUCCUGGAACAAAUAAACUGGAACUCAAGUUCAAGAAGGGAGAUUUGAUCUAUCUACUCAGCAAAGUAAACAAAGACUGGUUGGAGGGAACUGCUGAUGGUGCCACUGGGAUUUUCCCAUGUGCUUUUGUGAAGAUCAUAAAAGAUUUACCACAGCAGGAAGACACAGUUAAUAAAGUUCGCUGUUAUUACUAUGAUGAGACUGUGACCACCAUCAGGGACAUCUCAGUGGAAGAGGAUGUGAGCAGCAUUCCAUCAUUCAAAGAUCUAAUGGAAUUGAUGAGGCAGGAGUUUAACCAAGAAGACAUUGUUUUGAAUUACCGGGACGCUGAUGGUGAUCUGAUCCGCUUGCUCUCCGAUCAGGAUGUUGAACUCAUGGUGUCUCAGAGCAGAAAAAAUCCUUCUGAGAAGCACUUUUUCCCUUGGAAGUUGCACAUCACUCACAAAGAUGACUUGGGUGUCUACAACACUAGUCCAGGAACAGGUGCUCCUCAAACAGUAGGAGCAAUGUAAGUGCUAUAUAGGUAUCCCUCUCUGCAGGCAGUUUCCUUCAACAUGUCUUUGAAGUGUCCUUGAAAUGAGUAAUUUUUAGUGAUAUAUUACCUUUCAGUGUAAAAUCUGUACUUAGUUAACUUCUUCAGCUUUUUAGCACACAUCUACAAUACAGACAUCCACAAAGAGACCAGAGAAUGUGAGGAAUAGAGAAAUAAAAUAAUGAGCCAUGUUUACAAAGCAAGUCAGUGUCAGCCUGCAACAGAGGUCUCCUGAGCCCCUAGACCUGCUCUAGUUUCUGUUCUCACUCCCAAGGCUAGUUAUUUGUCCAGAAUGUCUUCAUAAGCUUUUGUUUUUUCUCUAGACUCUCAUAAAUUUCUCUUCAUUUGCUGAUUUGAAGGUUUGUGGGCCAUUGUGUAAUUAUUUCUCUCAUGUUGGAGUCUGACUGGGUGUUCAGAGUUUGUCCUAGGAGCAUCAAGAAAACUUUUUUGGAUUGCAGUGAAGAAAUUGCAGCCCAUCUUAGCUUUCUUCUUUUCCACUGACCAGUUUAUUGAAUUCUGUGAAUCAAACCUAGUACACCUGUGGUGUUCCUUAUAGACCUUUAUAUAAUUGUACAAUCCACUUAUUUUCAUGUUCUGGGAAAAUGUGUAGGAUAUCUAUUCAAACAGCAGUUUCUUCUCUGUCUUCUGCUUUCUGACACUGCAUUCAAAGUAGAAUUAACAAGAAAUUACUGUAUCAGAUUCUUCACAAAUAAAGUUAAACAUUAGUUCGUCAAUGUUUAUUUAAAAGUGGGUGUUUUUUUAUGGGGUGCUUCUUGACAUUAUUUUACUAAAAUAUUACAAAAUGUGACUUCCUGCUUCAGAGGCAUUGUAGCAAUGUUAUUUAGAAAGAAGAUGAAGUAACAGCAAUGAUUGUGUCAGUGAUAUUACAUGUUGUGAUAUGUAAGAAAAUGCAUUGUAAGUUUGAAACCUAAUGGCAGGUAUGGACUGCAAAGCUUCUGGUGUGCAGGAUUCUUUGUUACUUGUUCCUGGAGUUCAACAGAGCAACUGGCACUCAGAGAUUUUCACUGACAGCUGGAUCCUGUGAUGUAAGCAGCAACUCAGCAUGUCUCUCUGAAAAUGGAGGAACAUUUUCAAUGAGAAGGGAAAGGGAAGGAAAAUGUCUACUAGGAAACAACUGUCCUCUUUUAUAAGGGUGCUGGAAGAACAUAAACACACUGGCCUUUGAAAAUCAGGGCAGGACGAUCCCCCUCUGCCUUUAAACUGCA
This is a messenger RNA of Passer montanus (Eurasian tree sparrow), 2478 nucleotides long. It is a transcript of the gene NCF4, whose product is annotated as neutrophil cytosolic factor 4. Lineage: Eukaryota; Metazoa; Chordata; Aves; Passeriformes; Passeridae. Gene Ontology annotation, biological process: phagocytosis; superoxide anion generation; respiratory burst. The record is from RefSeq and is a predicted model, not a curated record. Gene Ontology annotation, cellular component: NADPH oxidase complex. The transcript is spliced from 10 exons. Gene Ontology annotation, molecular function: protein binding; superoxide-generating NADPH oxidase activator activity; phosphatidylinositol binding. The coding region runs from base 180 to 1232 and encodes 350 amino acids.